AUGACAGCAAUACGCCUUCUACUUGCCUUUUACUCGAUGGUGGCGUCUGUCGCCGCCUGUCCUUUGUCUCUAUUUUCAACGACGCCGUCCUAUCCCAUUUCGAGACCACACAACCGUCCCUUGCAGCUGACUGGCCCGCACCGCUGUGUCGACAAUGUCUGUGUGUACGCCGAUCCGCUGUACGGCGGCGGCAGCGGCAUCGCCGUUGUCACGACGGCCGAGAAUGCGGCGCUGCUCGAAGGGCUUCCUCAUCAUCGUGGCGCCGCUGCCACGACGCACGUCACCGAUCCGCCUCCGUUUUACGAGGCCUACGUGGCCGGCAAGGGUCUGGGCCUCGUGGCCAACAGCACCAUCCGCCGGGGUGACCAGGUGAUGCUGCACGGUCCGACGCUCUUGGUCCACUGGGAGACGCAUGCCAAAGCGGCGGGUGCGCAGCUGGACGGCUUGUACGAGGCCGCCACGCAGAGGCUGCCGGCGGCCGCCCGGCGGCGGUUCCAGCGGCAGAUGCACAUGGGCGGCAGCGGCGUGUACGCCAACAUCGAGACCAACUGUUUCCGGCUGUUUCUGGACGGCGGGCGCGACGAGGCGACGGGGCACUUGGGGUGUUUUCCGGCGGCGGCCCGCCUCAACCACGACUGCCGGCCAAAGUACGUCCCCCAUCUGCACCAUCUGCACCAUCUGCACCUUCACUGUGCUGUCCACACAUCAACUCUGUUUGUGACGACUAACUGCCGCAGCCUCCACUACCACGUCCACGGCAUCACGCAGACCGUCGUGGCCGUCCGCGACAUUGAGCCCGGCGACGAGUUGACGGUGAGCUACGUCGACGUGCUGCUGUCCCGCGCCGAGCGGCAGGCGCGGCUGCGCGACUGGGGGUUCGCGUGCGCGUGCGCGCUGUGCCGCAACGACACGGCGGCCGCCGAGCGCGACACGCAGACACAGGAGAUCCUGGCGCUCCGGGCGCGGCUCGACCGCGGGGACCCGUCGACGACGGCCAACAGCGGCAUCGAGCUGGCCAUCCUGUACGAGGACGCACGGCUCGACACGCUGGUGGGCCAGCAGGCCUACACGCGCGCGGCGCUCAACUGCGCGCUCUUUGCCGAGGAGGCGUGCGCCGUGGCGUUUGCGCACAAGGCGAUGGAGGCGCUGGUGGUGGAGGCCGGCGAGCAGGCCGGGGACCUGGCGUCGAUGUGGCGGCUGGCGACGAGUCCGCAGACGCACUGGGCCUGGGGGUUGAGAGCGCGCGCGUAG
Sporothrix brasiliensis 5110 is the source of this 1251-nucleotide messenger RNA. RefSeq lists its product as uncharacterized. The record is from RefSeq and is a predicted model, not a curated record. NCBI's taxonomy places the organism in Eukaryota, Fungi, Ascomycota, Sordariomycetes, Ophiostomatales, Ophiostomataceae. The coding region runs from base 1 to 1251 and encodes 416 amino acids. Gene Ontology annotation, molecular function: protein binding. The transcript has a single exon.